AUGCAGGCAAAUCGUUGCUGUCAGUGUUCAAAGCCAAGACCAGUGAUUCGAAAAAUGAAAACAAUUGAAAAUACACCGGUAACAAAUCGCCCUUCAAAGAAAAAUAAAGAAGUUCACAAGAGAUCAUAUACACCUGCAAAAAUUGCAUUACCGAAACACAGUGAGCUGGAUGAUGGUCGAAUUAAAAGCCGUUUUAAUUGUGAAACACGUGAUUUUGUCAUGAAAACUUACACAACGAAGAGUGCUAUUAAUUACAAAAAUAUUUGCUUGGCAGUUAUUCAGAAGUAUCCAAAAUUAACAAAAAAACAAGAUUUCGAACUGACAUCAUUGUCCACGUCACUGUCACAAUGUAUAAAGGAUAAGCGCAACGAAAAUAAACGUGCACUUAGCUUGCAAGCAAAACGAGAACGUUACAACGAUUCUGUUCAACUGAAUGGAGCUGCUACGUCCCAUUCUGAUGAUUCAGAAAACGAAACGCAAACAGUAGCAAAACAUGUUCGCCUUGUUAAGCGAAUUUCUGGAAACAAUGUCAAUAUCACGUCAGAACAAACUCAGGAAACAAAUUCGACGUCAACUGGUACCGAAGAACUGUUACCGUUUGUUAUUUCGGAUCUGCUAUCCGAAACUCUUAACAUUCAACAUUUGAACAAUAAUUUCAUAAAAGAAGAAGCAAGAGAACUGAAAAUAAAUUACGUAGAAAAUGAACUAUCACCCAAUACUACGCAGCACGAGGAGAGCAGUUGGGUCGUGGAUAAUGAAGUAGUUAUUGAAACCUCUGUGCAACGAGAAGGUACAAAAGAGGGAACUGGAAUAAAAGAAGACGGCGGCGGUAUUGAAAAUUUUUCAAUGAUUCUUCACAACGACAAGGAACAAUAUUAUCAGAGUCGAAAAGAUGUGGCCAAACGAAUAGCUGGUCGAGCGAAAUAUCUGAAAGACAGUACAGGGGAUGGUGAUGAAGAGGAGGAGUUAAUCUGUUCCAUUCGUUAUUCAACAGCAGAAAGAUCUAUUUUCUCAGUUGCAUCAUCAUUAUCAAUUAUUGCAACAACAACAAUUGUACAUCGCUAUCAAUUAUUAAGCAUAAAUGAUAAUGGACAGCAUAAGAAACAAAAUACACAACAAAAUACACACGAUAAAAUUAAAGAACUACUCGGUCAUGAUGAACUAUAA
Molecule: messenger RNA, 1167 nt
Organism: Didymodactylos carnosus
Lineage: Eukaryota; Metazoa; Rotifera; Eurotatoria; Philodinida; Philodinidae
Source: the annotation of a GenBank genome assembly